This is a messenger RNA of Larimichthys crocea (large yellow croaker), 10183 nucleotides long. It is a transcript of the gene gmeb1, whose product is annotated as glucocorticoid modulatory element binding protein 1. NCBI's taxonomy places the organism in Eukaryota, Metazoa, Chordata, Actinopteri, Sciaenidae. Gene Ontology annotation, biological process: regulation of transcription by RNA polymerase II. The coding region runs from base 197 to 1999 and encodes 600 amino acids. The record is from RefSeq and is a predicted model, not a curated record. Gene Ontology annotation, cellular component: nucleus. The transcript has 10 exons. Gene Ontology annotation, molecular function: RNA polymerase II cis-regulatory region sequence-specific DNA binding.
UUUUUGUACAGGAGCGUGAUAACAACAAGGCGAGCGCUGUUCAGCAGGAAGUCAAGCUAUAUGAGCGAAGCGCGCAUGCGCCGCGGCUCCUCUCCUCAAUCUAGGGCUGCGUUUCUCUUCAUAAAAAACGAUGAACAAACACCUGGAUCGCUGUCAUACGAAAGCGGCCCCCCUCUGUAGUCUACUCUGAGUGUUGAUGGCGACCACCGAGGAAGUCACGGUGUCCAUGGGGGAGGUGGUGAUGGUGAAGGCGGAUGGUGAAGGAGACCCAGAUGACCCGAAUAAAACUCAGGUCAUCCUCCAGCUCCAGCCAAUCACCACCGGAGAUGAAUCAGCAGAAACAGAUGCAGCCGUCAUGACCGUCGAAACACAUCCAGAACAAACUGAGGACAGUGACGUUGAAAUCGGCUGUCCCAUAACGUGCGGCGACAGUAAAGCUGUGUUGCUGUUGAAGAAAUUUGUGUGCCCGGGAAUCAACGUGAAAUGUGUGAAGUAUGAAGACCAGCUGAUCAGCCCGAAGCAGUUUGUGCACAUUUCUGGAAAAGCCACGCUGAAAGACUGGAAGAGAGCCAUCAGGAUGGGUGGAAUCAUGCUCAGAAAAAUGAUGGAUUCAGGUCAGCUGGACUUCUACCAGCACAGCACUCUGUGCACAAACACGUGCCGCAGCACCAAGUUUGACCUUUUAAUCAACAACACGAGGUUCCCUCCUGACGGCACCGGACUCACCACGCCCACAUCCUCUCAAGCUCAGGUGGUCCUGGGUAAUGGUGGAAUAGUGGGCGAGGACCGGGCCGAAAUUCUGAGUGGGAAGGCGGACUGGGGCUCAAUCUCUCUGGAGUCUGGAGACAAGAAGGAAUCUAAUGAGAUCUCAGAGGACACACUGAACUUUUGGAAGGGCAUUGCUGACGUGGGUUUGCUGGGUGAAGUGGUGACUAACAUCAGCACAGAGCUGCUGGAGCUGCUGAAUGGCGUGCAGCAGCGCAGGGAGCCAGCUGGCUUACAGGACACAGAUUCCUGUCUGGUAGAGGUGGCGGUGCUAAGUAACCUUGCCCAAGUGUUCGGCCUGCUCGACUCGGUCAAGAAGAUCCUGGAGAGGAGGAAGCAGGAGACGGAUCCCUGCCAGGAGCAAAUCCUCAGCACGAUCAACAACCUGGAGGUGCAGUUGGAAGAGCAGAGGAAGCAGCAGCAGGUGCGAGCUCUCCUGUCCUGCCCACAGCCUGCCAAAAACAAAACUCCCACCAAGCGCCCGACCAAGCGGCCCCGUCUCCAGAGGCCCGCCUCCACCACCACUCUCCUGACCUCCCCCAUCAACCAGCAGGCCACCCUGCAGCCACAACAGUUCACCGUUCUUUCCCCCAUCUCUCUGUCCUCCGUCGGUCAGCCGUUCACCAUGGCAGGCCUGCCCAUCGCCACCCUGGCCCAGUCGUCCAACACGGUCACCCUGCUCCCCGCCGGUUCACAGCUCUUCACCCGUUAUAUGGUGACCGGAGACGGAAAGGCGGACACUAUCACCUUGCACCCGUCCUCAGGCCUCACACUCCUGGGCACCACCAUGCAAGACUCCAGCCAACUGGGCACAGUGAUGAGCCCCUUAGAGCUGGUGCAUCUGAGCCAGCAGGCCGGCGGGGCAGAGGUGGUGCCCAUAGAAGGCCAGGUGGUGGAUGGCACCAUGCUCGUGCAGCAGGAGGUGAUGCAGACCGAGGUGGAAGGCGCCCAGGAGCACACGGUCAUCGAGAUCAACCCGGCUCCGAUGGAGCAGGCGAUGGGAGUGAUGGAGCUGCAGCUGACCGGGGAGUCGGGCAGGGACGGGACCGCCAUGAUGGUCCAGAGCGGGAUGGAGGUGACGAUGACUGCCGGGGGGGAGGAGACACAGUGCCAAAUGCAGGAGGCGCAGACUGAAGGGGUUCAGGGGUUGCAGCUGGAUGCCAGCGGACAGUUGUCAGGUGUACAGAUAGUGGUGAUAGAAGAAAAUACUCAGGAAGAAAACAAGGUCAAAUGAAACACGCCUCCUAUUUUAUCCAGCAGAGCAGGUAUGGACUCGUACUGAGCUGCCACAGACUCAUGAAACUGUAAAUAUACUGAAUUUCCAAAAUCCACAAAUUGCCUUGGCUGAAGACCAAGCACUAGGGUAGCCAUGUUUUUUGGUUUGUAUGUAUGUGUGUGUGUGUGUGUGUGUGUGUGUGUGUGUGUGUGUGUGUGUGUACAUGCUCCUCAAUGAAUUUUAUUGAAACAAAGAGGCAUCACAGCUUAAAAAACCCAUACUGCUUCUGUUUGUUUUGUAUUUAAUGGAUGAUUCCAGUUGAUUACAACUUCAUAUAUUUGUAAUCUUGGCCAUCGUUUCUAGCUGUAAUAAUAACACUGUACUCACCGGGUGUCAGACGAGGGGCCACAAACACAAGUACAAGACAAUCAGACGAGUUUUUAACAGAAAUCCAGAUUAGUUUUGGAAGACCGAGCCACGAGGAAAGAGUAUGAUUCAGCAAAAUAAAAGCUGAAUGAUGAUAUAACUUUACAGAUAUGUAAAUAUCUCUUAGCCAAAAAAAAAAACAAUUUCUAUAUUUAAACAUUCAACACAUGUGAAGUCCAGCUUACAUUUUGUUCACGUUGUUGAUAUGAAAAAAAACAAAAACAGUUAGGAGCGUCUGGUUUAUCUAACGUGUCACCUCAUUUACAACCUGUCAGAGUUCAUUAAAGAGACGUCGCUGUCCCGGACGUCGGCAAUGACCUCGAUCGGUACAGAAGUGAUGGAAACGAUGGCCAAAAACUACAAGAGCUGUCAUCACCUGGAAUCACCCUUCAAGCCUCCACGAACAAGCCCGAGGACGAGCCAAUGCACUGUAACUCUUAAGGUCUACAUUGCGGAGCUUUAAUGGUGCUGAUGGUUGUGUCAUUUCACGUCCUCGCUCACGCUGACUCAGCAGCCGUCUACUGUCGAUCAGAAUUAUUUACCAGUAACAGUGUUGGUGUCACUCGAGGCUGGGAUUAAUUGCACUGUCUUAUUGUGUCGUUGUGUCGCAUCCAAGCUGUAUUGUUUCUCUCUUUUUUCUUUUUUUUUUUUGCACUGUGUGUGUGUCGUCCUUUCAGGGGACUACAGGAAGACGUUCGCAAACAAACGCCUGCUCUCUGAACAUUUUUUCUUUUGAACGAGGCCGCACCGUCGGGUGUGUGCAGAAUGUUUUUUUUUGUUGUUGUUCCCGUGCAUGGUUAAAUGGAAAAAAACAAGACUGAGCUCCUCGCACUGGAAAUGCAUUGCUUCAUGCACUUAUUCUCUCAGUGGUUUCUCACCGCGUGAUUUCAUUCACAAAACUCCAUUUAUUUUUCUUUUAAUGUGAUCGUUUAUUGCUUUAUCUCAGUAUGAUAGGUAGUGUGAGCUACUGGGCUGAUCGUUUAAGUCAAUAUCUAAAGAAAAAAAAACCCACAUAUAUAUACACACUUAAUGUCAAACUUGGUAUGCCUGUAUUUUACACUUGUAAAGUAGUGUCAUAUUUAUUAGUUUCCAAACUGAAGAGAUGGGCCUUUCUUUUUAUGAUCCAAAUAUGGUUUAAUUUAUGCUCUUGGCUGUAGUUCACAUCAACAAAGACCUGUUCAAGAAUUGUGCAUUUCCAGUAAUUUAAUUUAACAAAUGAGGGUAUUUGCAUACAGACUUUGUAAUGUGUUUUAAUAUCGGAUUAAAACUGAAAAAAAACCAAACAAACCAAACAAACAAAACAAGCGUGACUGUAUUGCUUUGUGAGCGUAGUGUCAGAGUUUGGCCACCAGAGAGCGCUGUGUGUCCGCUCCACUACGGGGCCGAAACCGGAGAUGAGGCUUUACAGAUGUGUUAAUAGAUGGUGGGAAAUGGUUUGCCUCUGUAAUCUCUGACUUCUCUGUGUGUCAGGUUUAUUGCGGUAUAAUCUGCACCGUCAUGGGUGCUGCCGCGAUGGGCAGGAAUCUCUGGAGGCUGAGCCGUGCUGACGGGGCACCGGGGCUCGCUGCUUAUUACAUUUCUCUCUCCUUGUAGCCCCUAAUACUCCAAGACAGGCUGCGUGAGGGUGAGGGUGAGGGGAAUGGCAUGGGGAUUUGGGUUAUACAAGCACAAAAACAGACAUGGGGGAGCUGAAAUGGAGACCUGGUUGUAGGUGUAGGUGUACAAAAGAGAAACAUCCCGACAUCAUGAGCUGAAUGUAAAGCUGCUGGGGGCCAGGUGAGGGUUAAGAGGUUGAGAAACUGAACCUGCCGGGGUCAUUGUGCGGUGUAGGAGGAGAGGAUAUGCUGUCCGAGUAAAUUACAGAGGUGUUACAUAGGGUGCAGAUUGGAUUUCCUCGCAUGUUGUGCACAAGACAAAGAAAAAACGGGAGCAGCCAGAAGCAUCAGUUACAUGUCUCAAACACUCCUGAGAGGUGUAAAGGCUGGCGUUUUAUCAGUAUCACCUCGGAUAUAGCAGGUUUUUCUGAGAAUAGAUGCACAAGUGUGACAUCUUGUGUCUAGUAUAUCUUUAUAGGCAGGAUGGUAUUGAGGUCUAUCUAUAGCAUCGGGGGAGGAAAACAGGCUCAGACGACCUCUUUCAUCAUAUCCCAGCAGAUUAAACACGCUUUGACAUAAAAAUGGAGUGACACGGUGAAACCAUGCGUUCAUUAAGGUUUUUUUUUUUUUAUUAUUAUUUUAAGGAUCCUUUCUACAAAGCUGCACAUUUAUUCUACACACGAAGCCUUUAAGACAGCCUUACUAAUGAACUGCGAUUGUUAAACCCAUCCUCAUGAGGUUCCAUUCAUGAUUAGUACCCACGUUCAUUACCUAGGACCAACAUGUAAGAGGCGUUGAUGUUGUGUUUAUCCAGUCAGCACGGCUUUGAACAGCAUUCUUUUUGUGUUUCCGCUGGGAUGGAUGGACGCCUUUGCAACAGCUUUUAAACUACAACUGGCACUUUACUGUGUCGAUCAAGAAAGAACGUACGUUACUCAGCUGAUUAAAUAAAUUUGUUAAGGCUAAAACGUUAACAAACAGUCGCACCCUAAGGAACAGGGCUGGGCUGUGAAGGAGUAGCGGCACUAAAAAGUAUUUUUCCCACACAGUCUUCGUAAAACGAGUGACUGUAAAAUGGUGAAUACCUCUUUAUGGCCUUAAAAAAUCCCCAGCUACGACUCCUUUUACGACCAAAAUUUGAUGGGGGCAGCCUUUAGCUCUCUCAAUUCUGAUACUUCUAUGUAGUACACUGUGUUCCACCUUGAUUAGUGCACUCAUUUCGGGGUUGUCUUCAUUGACGGCCGUUGCGCACUUACUCGAAAUAACAAACGCUUUUGAAUCGCUUUUAUCGUUUCUUCUUCUUCGUCAAAUUGCAAUCAGACAAAUGAGAAUUAGCACCAACAUUUGACCACCAACAUAAAACCGAAGCACUGCUUCAGCUCCAGCAACUUCCUUGGCUGCCAACAUUUCUAUGUAGUACACUAUGUAUUUACUGGUGUAGUCACUAAUUGAACCCAGUGACGGCCAUUGCACACCAGAAAAGACGAUCGCAACAUUGUAUCAACAUUGUUGGAGUAUUGGCGCCAACGUUUGACCACCAAUAGUUGACUACCAAAAUUUACGUACAACAACUUACCUUACCAAAUAACUGCUUCAGCUUCAGCAACUUCCUUGGCCGCCGGUGGUAUCCACGCCUUCCUCUACAUAGCCAAGAAGUGUCCAGCGUCCCACACUCGACCUUUUGGCCGUUAUGAGUGCACCAUCCGGGUACUCACAGUAAAUAACCGACAGUGUGAAGGCACUUACGCUACUCAAAAAGCAAGAAUAAGUAUGAAAGUACGCGAACUGAGACACAACAUCAUGUCAUACUAGCUGGGCACAGUGGUAUCAUAGUGAUAUCACAUGUUAUAUACUGUGUUCCCUGUCUUAGUUUAGCAUGUGAGUGAAGCAUGUGAAAGAUAUUAAGAUAUCAUCGCAGUUGGCUCUCGAGAUUUUAGAGUGGAACAAGUUGUAUCAUCAAUUCUCCAUGGGUUUGUUAUGAGUGACAUCUUUUACAUUGCGUUGCUCCAUUGUUAAUAUAAAAUGAUGAGUAACACAGCUUAAAGUAUCAAGCAGAAAUGUCAAAUGUUCUCCAUAUGGGCGCUUCAAAUGAGAUUCAAGAGAUUCUCAGCUUUUUUUCUGUUUCAUAUGAUUGAACAUUGAACACAUGAGUUUUUUGACUGCUGGUCAGAGAAAACAGGCGAUCAGAAGGCUUCAUCUUGCGCUCUGGGAACUCGCUAUCUUUUGCAUUUUUCAUGAUUUUCUAGCAUUUCACAGAUGAAACAAUUCAUUGAUUUUGAAAUGUUUGCAAACUUUCUUUUUUCUUUAAAAACUAAUCUUCAAAACUAUAGGAAAAACAAAAAAAACGUGCUUACCCAGACCUGUUUUUGAAGUGCAUGAGCAACUCUUUAAAGCUUAACAGAGCAGGAUUCAAACUUUUCUUAUCAGUCUUAGGAGCCAAUUAUAGAGAAGCAGUACUGGCUGGAGCUUCCCCCAAUAGAUUUUAUAGUCCGUCUUCACCCGUACUUUUAUUCCCUAUAGUUUACAGUUUACUGAUGUAACAUUAUACAAUAUCUGGCUAACAAAAUCUUUUAGAUUUAAAAAAAAAAGAUAUAUAUAUAUAUAGAGAGAGAGGGACAGCGAGAGACAGCAGCUCCUCACCUCCUCACCUCCUCUUGGGAUUGCCAGAUCACAAGGUUUCCAGGUGCAGCUGUAGGGCAGAGUGAGGCAGGUGCCACUGGAAUUUGAAGAAUAAAAAACCUUUGUCGCUGUCAAGUUAAGUCUAAAGCCAAGCCGGUGGCCCCAAGAGGAUGAAAUGUUCCUCAAACAACCCAGUUCAAACAUAUACUGGAGAUUUUGCUCUUCCUCAGAACACUGUGUCUAACUGUACAUGUUAAAGAUUAAUACGAACUUGGCACCUGCCUCAACUAUUCACCAUUCGUGACGCAUCGAAAUAAUUUCCUUGAUUUGGGAACAUGCUGACAUCGCUAUAACGCAAAAAAAAAUCCAACAGAACAAAUGCACAAGUUUUAAACAAACCAGCGGGUUUAUCCAGACUUAAUAAACUACAUAAAUUGGAGAUAAAUCUGAAGUUAAAAACCAUCAAUAAUGAACAGUCAUUGCACAGGAAAACUAGACGACCUCAGCAACUUACUUUGCUGAGCACAAUGUUGUUAUAACCGAUAAAAAAAAAUGGGUGAAAUUACAGAAAUAAGACCCCAGUUAAAGGGACUUCAAGUUUUCAAGUCCAUGGAAAGUCCAAAAUGGCAAGGGCUCAUCCUCUGGGGAUUAUGAAAGUGCUAAGUUGACAUUUCAUCUGUAUCUGUGGACAUUUUUGAAUUGAUGGCUAUGUGAUUUUAUUUUUUGGUGACGUGAAAAAUAUGUAGGACCACUAAAUAUUAAUUAUGUUUAAUGAUCUGAUUAAUACUUUGCACCGGAAGUCGGUCAAUUAAGGAAACUUGCAAUCUUUCUACUUAAGUUACAGUUUUGUUUGAGGACCGCCUGUGCUUGAGUAAAGAUUAGUAUAUUUUAUCGCACUUAUGUUUUAAUUACGGUUGUUAAGCCAUUAAAAAAAAAUCUAAUUAAUUACAUGCUUUAGUACAUUUUCUUCCCCUAUGAUAAAUUCAUCAAAACGAAGUCGGUAUAUAUUUUGGCUUAUUUCAAUAUCCAUAAAGUCCAGCCACAUGUUUUAAGUAAUCAGUGACAAAGUUGUUGAUUAGUGGUGGCACUGAACAAAUAAUCACCGCUUUAAUCAGGAAGAUUCAUCCAGUGGGGAACACAAAUACAGCCACAAAUAACUUGAUGCCAAUCUGUCUUGUAACUGCUGAAAUAUUUAGCUUAGGAUCAAAGAGCUGAAUGGAUGUACACUCGGAUUGACUGAAUAUGGCCUGAGGGAGGUGAUGUUAUUCAGACAGACUGAACCACUGUGUUGUUGACAGAGAAGACUGCAGUAAAAAAAAAAAGAAGCAUGGUCAUCCUACAAAAAAAGUUAGAACGUUUCACCCCAACACAAUGUAACAUGGUGCUCAUUUUCGCGUCUGACUUUGAUUUAGUGUCAGACUUAGUCGUUUGACUUGACUUGAGUCUGGUUUUAAACAUUAAAUCACCUCAUCUUUGUCACUUUUGCCAGUUUCAUGCCUGUAAUGUCUUUAUUUAAGCAUUUCGAGGCUACAGUUAUCGUGCUUACAUGUGUUGUUCGAGGUUAGUGGAAAAGGCUCCUUGCUCUCACAUGGCUGACUGACUUGAUAUUAGUUCUGGGAUUUAGACAUUCCUUUUGAUCGCAACAUGAAAGAUACUGUAGCCAUCUGAAAGCAUCAUCGACGGUACAUGCACAGCGCUUGCUACAUUGCUACAUUAGUUCAUCUUCAGUUUUGUUUCGGCUGUUUUGUUGCUGCAUCAGCAAGUUUUUGCUUGGUCACUCCCUUUUUUUUAAAUCUUCUUAGCUUCCUCUGUCAACGUCACCUUCAGUCUUUCUUCCCCUAUCAUGUCCAUAGAUGCUGCUGAGCCUGAAUACAUUAUCCGAUUUCCUAUGUCUGGUUCAACUGGCUUCACUCCCCGUCUGAACUUGCCGGCCCCUCUGGGCCUUGAAAACUUCCUCUUCUUGGUGGUCUUGAUGGUACAAACACAAACACUCCCCCCUGUGCUUUGAACGCACAGUCCUGGAAGAAUAGCUAACAACCUGAGCUAACAGCGGCUAUAGUUUGCAGCAGUUUAUUUUACUGUCCAUCACAGAACUCUGCCAAUAACAGAGUUCAUGCGCAUAAAAUAUGAUACAGUUUCACCAAAAUCAGCGAGAUAGUUGAUGGUGUGUGUCUUAAAGUGUUACAUACCGUCUCGUGGGUGAUUGUACCUGGGGCGCAAAGUUACAUAGUGCAAGAACAGACGUACGAAUGACAGAGACACUGUUCAGUUGAAUUUAUUGCAGCAAAAGUUACGCAAUGUUACUUUAAAUGUGCUUAUCCAACCAAGGAGUAAGGGACUAGAGCACAUUUCGGUACAUUACUUUGUAACGUGAGGUGUCAAAUCCGUCGUAGUAUUAUGAUCUGCUGUGCGGUGCCUUUUCAUCUCAUAAGCCUUCAUGGAUCUGUUACUCAAACUGUCCCCACCUGGAUUGCAUUUCAAUGACUCACUUCUGCUGAAACAACACGGCCCGACACUACACUGUUUUUGAUCUGAACACCUGUUUAGUACUUUCUGUAUUAAUAUUAAGGUGAUGUGGGUUUUUUAAAAGAUAAAAGUAAUUACAGAAUCCUAAACAUAAGAAAGAAAAAUAACAUUAAGUCAAAUGCCAGACCUAGGCUGUCAGUCUGACACUACUAAAACUACUGACACAAGAAGCUGAGCUGUUGGUGGGCUGUUAAUCCAAACUACUGUAUCAUCCCAAACACUCCACUCAGUCUUGCUUGAAGGGAUUUGCGGCUCUGAGGACUUGUGUGUUUACAGCGUAGACAAAGAGGAUUGUCGACCUUGUCUGAUUCUCCUUUUUUUUUUCUUUCUUUUGGGCGACCGAGGCUGCGAAGAGAACUAAUAAAACUCUGGCACCCCCAUCUCCUCCCUCUGCCAGCCAUGUUGGCGCACGGCGUCGGCAGCAGAAGGUGCAACUUCCCCUUCUCCUGGGCAUUGACAAAGCAGACAGAGGGGAAAGGGAGGGGCCCCCGUGAGCGAUGACGGGAGCCCGGCUGAUGGACAGAGGUGUUAACCCCAUCGUCGGGCGGGGGAAGAGAUAGCGGCGUUCUUGUUUACACACACUGAGGCCGCCUUGUCACCUUGUCUGUCAGGGAAACAUCCUAUCUGCCUCCUCUUAUCUGGCCGCGAGACAGCCAGCCAGUUGGAGAGAUCUGCUGCAGCCUUACAUCACCAUAAAUCAUUUCUCUCAGCCAUACCAUUGUUGGUUUUCAUGUUAUAUUUCCCUUCCACUCCCCCUGAUACUACACAGUCCUCCUCCUCCUCUGCCCUCAAAUAGCUUUGUCUCAUAUGCGCUUUUCCAAAGCUUCCCAGCAUUGGCUGACAAUGACCCUGUGACCCAACACGCUCACGAGGCGCUGAAGUGUAUACAUUUCCAUAAAGACUGCGUUGUGAGAUGAAAACCUUAGCCAGAAGCACUGUCUUUUGUUAAGAAGUGCUCAUCCUGUUCAUUACACAGUGUUGUAAAUGAAAUGUAAAUGUCAUUUGUACUAUUAAAUCAGGCUUGAUUGUUAAUCUU